GUUACAGGAAGCUUUCUUUUUGUGUUUUCCUGAGAACUUUUCUCCUUUUUCGGACAGCAGGGAUUUCUGAAUUAGAACAAGGAUGGACAGUUAAUAAAAGUAUUGAGCAUCUCCAAGGAAACAGAAAACAGUAUGACACAAAAUACGAGCUUUCUCAAAAACUUUUUUCUUUACAAGUGUCUGUUUGCAUUAACUUUUUGGAACCAUGUCAGCCUGUCUGUGGAAGAUGAACUCUUUGCACCUGUUUCUAACAGUUUUCCAGAAGAUGGUUCUAACCAAAAAAUCAAGAGCCUGCCACUCCGGUAUACAAAGAAUCAUCCAUACAAAGCUAAUUUUGAUUGGGUUGUGAUACAAAAUACUACAGAGAGCUUGUCAUUGUCAGAAAUCACAAAUGACAAUGUAAAAAAAUUGGUAGCUUUAUUAUCUAAUUUCAGACAAGGAUCCAGGUUACAAAAUCUGACACUGACAAAUGUGUCACUGGAUUGGAAUGCACUUAUGAAAGUUUUUCAGACUGUAUGGCACUCAUCCAUUGAAUACUUCAAUAUUAACAGUGUAACACAACUGUCAGACAUUAGAAGUUAUGACUUUGACUAUUCUGGUACCUCAAUGAAAGCACUGACAAUAAAGAAAAUUCUAAUCACAGACUUAUACUUCAUACAGGAUGACCUAUACAGAAUAUUUGCAGACAUGAAUAUUGCAGACAUGACAAUAGCUGAUUCAGAGAUGAUUCAUAUGCUUUGUCCUUCAUCUAAGAGUCCCUUUAGAUACCUAAAUUUUUUAAAGAAUGAUUUAACAGAUUUUCUUUUUCAAAAAUGUGACAACCUACUUCAGCUGGAGACAUUAAUCUUGCAGAAGAAUAAAUUUGAGAGCCUUUACAAGGUAAGUUUCAUGACCAGCCAUAUGAAAUCACUGAAAUACCUGGACAUGAGCAGCAACCUGCUGCGCCACGAUGGAGCCGACGUGCAGUGCCAGUGGGCUGAGUCUCUGACAGAGCUGGACCUGUCCUCCAAUCAGUUGGCAGAUGCUGUGUUUGAAUGCUUGCCCGUCAACAUCAAAAAACUCGGCCUACAAAACAAUCAGAUCAGCAAUGUCCCCAGGGGGAUCGUGCAGCUGGAAUCCCUGCAAGAGCUGAACCUGGCAUCCAACAGGCUGGCUGACCUGCCAGGGUGCAGUGGCUUUCCGUCCCUGCAGUUCCUGAACACAGAGAUGAAUUCGAUCCUCACCCCGUCAGCUGAGUUCUUCCGGAGCUGCCCAAGGGUCAGGGAGCUGCAGGCCGGGCACAACCCGUUCAAGUGUUCCUGUGAACUGCAGGCCUUUAUCCGCCUGGAGAGGCGGGCAGGGGGGAAGCUGUUCGGCUGGCCGGCGGCGUACGUGUGCGAGUACCCGGAAGGCUUGCGAGGAACGGAGCUCAAGGACUUCCACCUGAGCCUGCUGGCUUGCAACACGACGCUCCUGCUUGUGACAGCUCUGCUGCUAACGCUGGUGCUGGUGGCUGCGGUGGCCUUCCUGUGCAUCUACCUGGAUGUGCCGUGGUACGUGCGGAUGACAUGGCAGUGGACGCAGACGAAGCGCAGAGCUUGGCACAGCCCGCCCGGAGAUCAGGGGGCCGUUCUGCAAUUCCACGCGUUCAUUUCCUACAGCGAGCGCGAUUCGCUGUGGGUGAAGAACGAGCUGAUCCCGAACCUGGAGAAGGGGGAGGGCUGCGUGCGGCUGUGCCAGCACGAGAGGAACUUUAUCCCUGGCAAGAGCAUUGUGGAGAACAUCAUCAACUGCAUUGAGAAGAGCUACAAGUCGAUCUUUGUGUUGUCUCCCAACUUUGUGCAGAGCGAGUGGUGUCACUAUGAGCUGUACUUUGCCCAUCACAAGUUAUUCAGUGAGAAUUCCAACAGCUUAAUCCUCGUUUUACUGGAGCCUAUCCCUCCGUACCUUAUCCCUGCCAGGUAUCACAAGCUGAAAGCUCUCAUGGCAAAGCGCACUUACCUGGAGUGGCCGAAGGAGAGGAGCAAGCGUGCCCUAUUCUGGGCUAACCUGAGGGCAGCCAUUAACAUUAACCUGCCAAAAGCUGAUGAAAACUGGUCUGAGGAAAUAGAUGAAGAACUUCUGUAAUGGAGUUUCAUCUGUUUUUCUUUUUAGUGAAACAAUAAAUACGAUUUUCAUUCAUUGUAAAUGUAUUUAACUUUUUCUUACAGUCUUGUUUCUAACUAGUUGUCUGUGUUGCCUCCUAACUCUAGUCAAAAUUCAAUUCACCAUAUUGCAAAUCUCUUGAGAUAGCAAGUUGCAAAUUAAUUUGAAUUUUGAAAUAUGAGUUGAAAUAUUGUGAGUUUUUCUCAGCAGAGUAAAAUCUGGAGCAGUUGGUAUAGUCAUGUGGAAGAAUACUACGGCUGCUGGAAAGUUUGCAGAACUUCUUUAAUCACACAGUUUAUAAAGCUUUGUCAAAGGAGACCUUUUGCUAAAAUUGGUUCAUGUGAAAGAAAAUUAAGGGUCCUGAGAAGAUGUCUGAAGUCCAGAGCUCAGAAUGGUUGCCAAAUAGUCUUUGCUCAGAUUCUGUAAAGAUCAAAAGGAUAGGACCCAGCUACAGAAGUUUGUGAACUUUGAUCUUGCCAAAAACAAAGAUUGAGGAAGGAAGAAAAGUUUUGGGCUUUUCUCUUAAGGGUAAAAAGAAAGAUGAGGUACUUCACAUUUUAACUUGGCAUUGCAGCAAGGGAGAAUCAGUGAAUUGAUGGAACUCUAAUACCCCUAGAGUCCUGGUACCAUUUUGAUCCUGAGAGAUACCUUGACCAGAGGGGGUGUGAGGCUGCAGGAACAGAACUGCCUUCAUCAUAUUGUCUAUUUUUUGAGAAACUCCUGACAUCUCUAAAUCAUACCUUUUUCCCCCCGAGAUUUCUACUUUUUGUCUUCUCAUCCAUAUAUCUUACUUUGUGCUUAUUGUUAAAGGAAUCUGUCCUUUUCAGCUGAAACUGUAUCUCCUGUAGCACAGCUAUGACUUGUGAUCAGAAAGUCAAUAACCAGUCAGAGUCAGAAAAAAUUCCCAGGUCUUGAGACAGCAGGUAAGACUUUAUUCACUGAGUUAGAAAAACAAACUACAUUUACAAUAUUUGCUUUCCUUUACAGAAAUAUAGCAGGCCCCUCUGUCUGUGCUUACACUGUUUUAGCUUCAAAAAAGCAUGGCAGGGCUCACGCAAACAUUCACAACUGCUAAAGUUGAUGACAGCAAACUUCCUCUUUGCCCCAAUAAGGGAAGAUUGUUUGAAAUACCAGAGCUAGAUGACCGUCAAGCAGGAAGUUUCCCUUCAAAAAUGAAUUUCAACAUGUAUAUGAGAGAAGAAGGGAUGUUAUGAUGAAAUCCUCAUGUAGUAUAGAAUAUUUACAUUUUAUCAUAUUUUUGCCUUCCAUUAUUAGCAAAAGGUGUUAAUUUUGAUUCUUCUUCUUGCCUGAGGUCUAAGUAUGAUGAGAUUUCUUGACCUGAAGCCUUGAACUCUGAGUGACUGUUUAUGACCUGUAAAAGAAAGGUCAAAUUUAACACUUAGCUCUCUCAUCCCACUUAGCCUCAAAAUUAAUAUAACAUACCUGUUACCAAAUUGCAGACAUUUCAUUUAGGACUGUGGAAAUAAAUGGUUACUUUCUGCUUCCUCCUUCCCCUCCAAUUACUUCUUCAGUGUGUGACCCUUGGAUAAGUGUAGAUGAUCAGAGAGCUUGUUUUGCCUGUCCCUUUUUCACAACCAGGGGCAGCUGGAUUAUGUGGUGCCUUGCUUGAAAAUUUUCUUCAAAAGCCUCAGAGUUUUAGGCCAGUUACCCUUGAAACCUCUGCAAUACAAUUAACAUCCCCUUGUUGUGUGUAACCUUAAGAACUCAUCUGUCGUCUUCUGUUGGCUGGAAGACAGAGAAACCCUCUGAAAGUCAGAGGUGCACCAAGAAACCUUCCUGUUACUCAUGUGGGAGCCAUAGCCAUUACCAGAAAUUAAGGAAUGGAAGGUUUUAGCAAGGCAAGCAAGGUUUUUUUGCCACUUUGGAUAGAACUUGGAAUUGUGUGACCUCAGGAAAUGUAGAUGAUGUUAUGAUAAGCAGAGCAAUUACACUUCUGUGCUAUUAUAGGUUUCUGGAUUCCAAAAUCGUUGAGUGAAUAAAUUGGAAAGGGUGGCUUUUAAUGAGCAUGGGCAUCAAUUAAAAUUUGUACUUUGGAACCAGAAGCCCACAUGCUAUUAUCUUCUUUCCAUAUGUGCCAAAUAAUUGAUAAAACAGCUAAACAUGCAAUGAAUUAUUAGAACUAGUUUCUCUGAUUCCACAAGAGACAACGAGUUUCUCAAGUGUUAUUAGAAUAUUUCUAACAAUUAUCUCAGCCUCUGUCAUACUGUCAACCCUUUCUAUAAAACCAGCUUUAAUCCAUGAAGAAAUUUUUCCAUGUUCAUGUGUUGUCUCACAGCACGUCUCACAGCACAUGAGCCAGUUUAUCUGCACAUUUUGGAAAGAGACUAACUUUUCUGUGCAGCCUGGAGAUGUUUGCCUGCAUUUGGUGCUGCACUGAAAUGUCUAACUGCUGCUGCACUCCAGUUAUCAGGAAAAGGGAGUGUGUAAAUAUGUUCUGAUGUCAGAUACUGUAUCAGAGCAGAUUCCUGGCAUUGGACUAGUCAUCUUGGUGACUAGCAGGAAUGGUAUUUUCACAUACAUAAAAAUAUCAACAUACAAAACUGAUAACAUUAAACACCCUCCAAAACCUAAAAAAUGUGCAGAAUCAAGUGAAAGUGUAAAAGUUUUUUAUGUAUGUUUAAGCAGUGUGUAGUAUAAAGGAAACUGAACUGUGGCAGACAGGGAGACUUGACACAAUGUAGGUUGCCCUGCUGAGAGCUCAGCUCUUCUUCAGCUUUAGAAAUGUUACAAAACAUCUUCACUGAAGUUCAGCUGCAGAGAGUUAGAGGAAGGAAGGGCACUCAAGGGAAAAUAAUGACACUCUGUGGGAGAUUCUGCUGAGCAGAAGGUUCAAAACUUCUGUGAAACCCAUGUUUACUCAGGGCUUUGGUUAGUCUGUUUUUUCUUUUGGAAAUAUUUGCUCAGAUUGACUAUAAUACUCAUUUUUGUUUUGUCAAAAGAAAGCAGUAUUUAUAAUCAAUAAAUGAGAAAAUUGUGUGUCCUGCAAGGUGGCUCUGGGUUACCAAUUUGAUUUCCACAACUUUGAUCCUUGUGUCUAUUUAUAUCAAAGCAAAAUAGACUUGAGCAUCAAUGUGAUACAGUCCCUGCUCACUUUGACUUGUGGUGGCAUUUAGCCUUUGUUUCACCUACUUGACGUACAGCUGAUAGUGACAAUUACAGUUAAACACUGAUGUGACCAAA
Molecule: messenger RNA, 5325 nt
Organism: Pseudopodoces humilis (Tibetan ground-tit)
Lineage: Eukaryota; Metazoa; Chordata; Aves; Passeriformes; Paridae
Product: toll-like receptor 1
Biological process (GO): cellular response to bacterial lipopeptide; toll-like receptor signaling pathway; inflammatory response
Cellular component (GO): plasma membrane
Molecular function (GO): Toll-like receptor 2 binding; signaling receptor activity; lipopeptide binding
Source: RefSeq, a predicted model, not a curated record